AUGACUCGGGUGGCAGUUGCCUUUCCCUUCGCGGCAGUUGCCUUUUCCUUCGCGGCAGUUGCCUUUUCCUUCGCGGCAGUUGCCUUUUCCUUCGCGACCGUUGCCUUUUCCUUUGCGACGGCGUCGCACGUCUCUUCCUCGCCGCACGUCGUCCUCAUCGUCGCCGACGACCUGGGAUGGAGGGACGUCGGAUUCCACGGAUCGUCUUCGAUCCCCACGCCGAACAUAGACUCACUGGCGUACAGCGGGGUCAUCCUCCACAACUACUACGUGCAACCACUGUGCACGCCGUCGAGGGCUGCCCUCCUCACGGCCCGAUACCCCAUUCACAAUGGUGAAUAUUUUCGCAUGCAGAGCUACGUGAUCACCAACCCGCGCUGCUGGGGCCUGGACCCCCACGAGCGGAUCCUGCCGGAGUUCCUGAACGCGCUGGGCUACGCGAGCCACGCGAACAGGACGAUGAAAGGCUGGGACAUGAGGGAAGACAUGAGGCCAGUCCCGAACGAAACGGCGGGGAGAUACUCCACGACCCUCUUCACCGACAGGGCGGUCGAGGUCAUCCGAGGUCACCGCGGCGAAACCCGGCCGCUAUUCCUCUACGUGGCCCAUUCGGCGCCCCACGUCGGGGGACUCGACGCGGAUCCCCUGCAAGCCCCGGAAGAUCUCGUCGCGCGGUUUUCGUACGUCGAGGACCCCAAGCGCCGCGUCUACGCAGGGAUGCUGACCCUUCUGGACCAGUCCGUGGGGCGGAUCGUGUCGGCGUUGCAGGAGAGCGAGAUGCUGGAGAACUCCGUCCUCGUCUUCACCUCCGACAACGGAGGGGUUGGGGACGUGGAGGGGAGCCGGGGAAACAACUUCCCGCUCAGAGGGAUGAAAGGAACCCUGUUCGAAGCGGGUGUUCGUGCGGUCGGUGCUAUCUGGAGUCCCCUGAUCGAAAAGCCUCAACGGGUGUUCCAGGGACUCAUGCACAUCUCCGACUGGCUCCCUACAAUCUACCACCUGGCAGGAGGGAAUGUAAGUGAUUUGCCGCCGCAACUGGACGGGUUGAACAUGUGGCCCAGUUUGUCGAGGGACGAACCGUCGUUGAGGGGAGAGGUGUUGCUCAACAUCGAUCCCACCACUGGCUCCAAGGCACUCAGGGCCGGAAAAUAUAAGAUCGUCUCAGGGCCUCAGGAGUACUUGAAUGUGGAGUUCAACGGUUGGUACGGAGACCCAGAAAUCCUGCACCUCAACGAAACCACAAAACCCCUCUAUGAAGAAGCCCUGGAGUACCUGGAANCCUCUAUGAAGAAGCCCUGGAGUACCUGGAAGAGAACGAUUUCGCGGGUGCCACCUUGGGUGACCUUGGGUAUUUGCCCUCGAAAGAAAAAAAGGAAUUUCUGCGGAAAGAAGCCGCUGUCACCUGUCUUCUAG
Darwinula stevensoni is the source of this 1413-nucleotide messenger RNA. The record is from the annotation of a GenBank genome assembly. NCBI's taxonomy places the organism in Eukaryota, Metazoa, Arthropoda, Ostracoda, Podocopida, Darwinulidae.